Molecule: messenger RNA, 1553 nt
Organism: Alosa alosa (allis shad)
Lineage: Eukaryota; Metazoa; Chordata; Actinopteri; Clupeiformes; Clupeidae
Gene: slc35b2
Product: solute carrier family 35 member B2
Biological process (GO): transmembrane transport
Cellular component (GO): Golgi membrane; endoplasmic reticulum membrane
Molecular function (GO): 3'-phosphoadenosine 5'-phosphosulfate transmembrane transporter activity
Source: RefSeq, a predicted model, not a curated record
CCGAAUAGGUAGGGCAUCUCCAUAGUCUGUCAUGGUGGUUUCGGGUUUCAGCACUCCGUUGGCAGUGACAAGGGAGGAGAUUUAUUCUGACUUGCAUACUGAAGGAAACCCUUAACGUUUCGCCAACUGUCCAGUUCAUGCUUGGUCUCAACGAAGGCGGUGCAGUGUGCGGCGUCUCUGAAACGCCAGUGUUCAGAGCUCGAGAAGAGUUGAGAGAAAAUGCCUUCUUUUUCAUGGAGGCUGUUUCUCAUGCUUGGCACUUUGCCCCUGGCUCUUGCUGAGUCAGAUGAGUCCUCUUUACUGGAUGGCUGGCAAGAUAUGUGGUUCUUUAAGUUCCUCCUCAAUGUCCUCGGCUAUUCCACCAUCAUCAUCCCCGGCUAUUUUCUCAUCAGCUACUUCAAGAGGAUCAAUUACUUAGAGACAGGUCGAGGCCUUUGCUUCCCAGUAAUAAAGGCCUGUGUGUUUGGUAAUGAGGCAAAGGCUGGUCUGUUGGAUGAUGCACCGACACCGUCCAGGAGUGACACAGAGUUGUCUUCCUCAACAAGCCAGGCCUUUAAGUUGAUAUUCUGUGCUGCAGGACUUCAGGUGUCGUACUUGACAUGGGGCGUGCUGCAGGAGCGUGUGAUGACACGCUCGUAUGGCGCAAGCGACGGAGGCGGCGGCCGCAGCGGCAGCGGCGAGCGCUUCAAGGACUCUCAGUUCCUGGUGUUCAUGAACCGCAUCCUGGCGCUGACCGUGUCCGGCGUGUGGUGCACACUCUUCAAGCAGCCGCGGCACGGCGCGCCCAUGUACAAGUACUCGUUUGCCUCGCUCUCCAACAUCCUUAGCAGCUGGUGCCAGUACGAGGCGCUUAAGUACAUCAGCUUCCCCACCCAGGUGCUGGCCAAGGCCUCCAAGGUCAUCCCUGUCAUGCUCAUGGGCAAGCUGGUGUCGCACAAGACCUACGAGUACUGGGAGUACCUGACGGCCGCGCUCAUCUCCGUGGGGGUCAGCAUGUUUCUGCUGUCCAGCACGAGCUCCAAGCACCCGUCCACCGUCACCACCUUCUCGGGCGUGCUCAUCCUGGCCGGCUACAUCAUGUUCGACAGCUUCACGUCCAACUGGCAGGACAACCUGUUCAAGUACAAGAUGUCGUCGGUGCAGAUGAUGUUCGGCGUCAACCUUUUCUCGUGCCUGUUCACCGUGGGCUCACUGCUGGAGCAGGGCGCCUUCUUCGACUCUGUGAGCUUCAUGCUGCGCCACUCGGAGUUCGCCUUCCACGCCGUGCUGCUGUCCGUGUGCUCGGCGUGCGGGCAGCUCUUCAUCUUCUACACCAUCGGCCAGUUCGGCGCCGCCGUCUUCACCAUCAUCAUGACCCUGCGGCAGGCCAUCGCCAUCCUGCUCUCCUGCUUCCUCUACGGCCACGCCGUCUCGGCGCUGGGCGGGCUCGGCGUCGCCGUCGUCUUCUUCGCCCUCUUCCUCCGCAUCUACGCCCGUAGCCGCCUCAAGAAGGCCGGCAAAAAGGCCGCGCCACCACUGGUGCAGAAGGUGUGAGAGACAGAGGGAGGACAGUG